UGGCGGCCGUGGCGUUGGCGGCGCACACAGACAGAGCUAAACGAGCGGUUUCCGGAUUCAAUUCACCAACAAGAUCUAAAAAGGCCGUCUCGCAACUCAAAAAUUGGAAUACGACUCUCUCUGUUUUAGGCGCUUGGCCUCCAAUCUCAUAAUUUUAGAGGGAAAAUGGGGAUUCCAUCCGAAAUGAGGGACAUUUGGAUUAAGCACAGAGAAGCCUUGGUGAUUGCUUCGCCAGCUGAAGAACAAAAAGUUUUAAGGGCGAGAAAUUGUACGCAAGAAGGUGUUCGCGCCGGAUUUAAAGCGGCUUCCAUUGCAUGCGUAGCCAGUGCUGUGCCCACACUAGUUGCUGUUCGGGCAAUUCCAUGGGCAAAGGCAAACCUCAAUUAUACAGCACAGGCACUCAUUAUAUCUGCUGCAUCAGUUGCUGCAUACUUCAUCACUGCUGAUAAAACUAUCUUAGAGUGUGCAAGAAGAAAUGCCCAGUUUCAAGAAACCAUGAGACGCCAAAGCAACUGAAUCUCAAAGUAAUUUGUAUGCAACACAGUGCUUUGUCUUGCUAUGUGUUGAUUUUGAUUGGAGUGAUUUAAAAAUGGAUCCAGAGUCGUUCUGAAAUGAUUUUGUGGCCAUCUCACUUUGUGGUUUGCAGAGUUGCAAAGUUGGCUUUCAGUUUUGCCUAUGCGUUCUGCACUUUCUAUGCAUUUCAGCAGUAAUAUUGUGUUCCUAAAUGUGUGUUUCUGUAUUUGCCGGUCAAUAGCAAUCAAAAGACGAGCACGAUUACGACUUGCAA
Molecule: messenger RNA, 787 nt
Organism: Ziziphus jujuba (common jujube)
Lineage: Eukaryota; Viridiplantae; Streptophyta; Magnoliopsida; Rosales; Rhamnaceae
Product: early nodulin-93
Exons: 4
Coding region: 166-516 (116 amino acids)
Source: RefSeq, a predicted model, not a curated record